UGACUUAUCAAGGUCGUCUGGUAUUUGAGCUAUCCUAGCUCGAUUGUUACGCCUUGGUUCCGUUUUGCAAAAGUCAGUCCUGCAUCGGGUAGUUUUACUGAUCAAAAAUAAAUUCCGUCUGCAGUCCAUGCACAAUAGACAAAUGGUCACUAACAUUUUUUACCUCGGUCAAGGGGCCACAAAUUCCCAACUUUGGUACAUGUAUCAAUUUAAAUUGAUCAAUUUUAGGUUUCCUCUGUCUCAUUUUCUCAAAAUUAACGCAAGUUCGGGAUCUUCACUCGAUUUACCGAUAAGUCCCCUAUUCUCAGAAGUCUCAAGGUGUUCACACGCAUUAAGAAAAUCCUAUGAGAUUUUAAUGUGAAGAACUGCUCGCGGACGAGGUGUUUAUCCACCGAGUCUUCAUCACAACCUAGCCGCUAGGUUUUGAUUGAUGUCGUUCCUCAAGUUAAAGUAAAUGGCCAAUACUACAGUUUCACUCGAUGUAUGGAUCCAUUAGUACUUAGUUACUACCUUAAUCACAUGCUAGAAAAUAACUCGGUAAAUUGGUGGACCAUAGUUCACUUAUAUAUUAUGGACCAACCGUAUCAAAAAUCGUAUUCAUUUUUCUUCUCAAGGAGUUGAAUCAGUUUUAGUAUAUGCAGAUAACUUUGUCAGAUAUGUAUAGUUUCAUUUUUCAUAACAAACAUGCUUCGAUGAAUGCUACAUAUUUUGACUAACUGUUUGUCAACUGGCUGAUAUUGUAGCGUUCAUUAGGUUUACUGUCUGCUAGUGUCUUAAUCAUUGGCAUCUCUUCAUACGAGAUCGGAGCAUUAUUACCACACUUGCGUGAGGGACAGCGAUACUAUUCAAAUAUCCAGACUAAACAAUGUGGUGCACGUUUUUAUUGCGGGAUCUAGUGGCUUUGAACCUAGUGAUUGAACCAUUAAUGCACCUCUUAUGUGAUAAUCCAUAUACCUUGUAUUUUCAUGGAUUGGGUAGUCAUUAGCAGCUGAGGUCAACGUUGUUUCAAUUCAGUCUGGGCCUAACAAAAAAGACGAGAGCAUAAUAGUCAAUGUAUAUAGUAGAACAAUUACAUAUAUCCUUAGGCUAUUUUUAUAAAGGCAUUUUCACGAAUACUUUCACCCGUAGGUUUUCGUAUUAGCUGUAAUGUCUGAGACAAUUUUAGAUCAUUUGUAUUUGUUUAUAUUUUAGAUUUUGGUUAAUUCGUCCAACGCUCGUAUUUCUUUUGAUUUUUAACCGCAAAAAUAUUUGGGACUUCGGUUCUUAACUAACAACCAAUCAUCUGUUACAUUAUGAACUAUUAUGAGCUCAACAUUGAGCCCUUUUACAGAUUUGGUGGAUUCCUCAAGCCUAGGAAAGGUUGUUUACGAUGGCAGUGAGUUGGCUGUUUUGAGCUCGUUGUUUGAUAAAACUUCUAAGUAUGGGCAUGCAAAGUUAAAAAUAUUCAUUCGGAAUCUCAAUUUACCCCCAUCACAUCCCAUACGUAAAAGUCUUUGGUCACAGCUUUUAUCCACCAAAUAUUCCAUUAAUUUACAGAUUUCCGAUUCAAGCAUCCAUAGUAAUGAUAUUUCAACAACCAGUGUAACAAACAUUGAUGGUUCAUCAUUAUUGGCUGGUUACGAGUUUUCCAAUCAAAUGUUAUUGCCAACUUUUUUCUUAAAUACACUUGGUCAAAAUUGUUUACGGACAAUAUUACAUAAUAUUUUUAUUGACCGCCCAGAACUUGUUUAUGCUCCACAACUAUGGCCGUUGACAGCAUUAUUUCUACACUAUAUGCCUAUUACAGUUGUACGUAAAUGUAUACUCACUUUAUUGGAUCAACCUGGUAUUUUAAUUCAAACAAAAUCUGAUUGGAAAGAACAUUGUUUAUCAUUAGAAGAGUUGGCCUAUUUAUGUAAUCUUUUACGAAGAGAUAGUCAGAAACGUACCAUAUUGAUGACUUCCAAAUCAAAUGAGAAAAAUGUUAGUGCCACCUGUAAAGAAGAUGAAAGACGGCUUCAGUUGGCCCGUUGGUGUUUAUUACUGUGGAAGUUACCUUUCGAACAUCUUGUUUGUUUAAUUGAUAGCUUUUUGUUAGAAGGACCGAAAGUGUUCUAUCGUGCUGGUUUAGUUAUUCUUAAAGCCUCCUUAAGUGGAAAGUAUUCAAAGAUUAGCAGUGAAACCAAUGGAAUCGGGAGGAAUGUUGGUGAUUAUUCUCAUGGGUUUGUGUAUGAUGAAGAAAUAUUCAAACAUAUCCCAUUGACACCAUCAAAGUUAAUGAGAAAAAUGUUCUCACUGCGUGGUGUGAGUCGGACGAAAAUUUCUCAGGCAAUCAAAAGUGUUCAGUUUCUCCAAGUGAAUUUUGAUGUUGACAAACAGCUAAUUCAACCAUGUAAUAAAAGCGGAAAGAAUACAUUCGCUGCUUACUUACUUGGUGGUGAUGCUGAAAAACAAAUUCAUCCGUCUGAAUGCGUAUCGAGUACUGAAUUAGCUUCAAUUAUCACAUCGAUUGAUGAUCGCAAAUAUUCCUGUUUAUUCAAACCGUAUCGAGUAUUUUCAUCUAAUGUAGAUGGUAAUAGCCUGCGUACAUUUUAUGCUAAGGCAGCAGAGACAGAAAAUCCUGCAACAAUUCUAUUGGUACGUAGUUUGUCAAGGAAUAGUAUUAUUGGAGCUUUUUGUUCAGAUAGAUGGCAACCUCGUGUUGAAUCUGUUUACUAUGGAAAUGGUUUAUGCUUUCUAUUUCGCAUUAAACCUGGUCCAUUUGUUAUAUAUAGGUGGAUCGGAACAAGUUCUGAUGAUGAAAACAUUAUACAUUCCAUACAACACCAACGUUUUCAACGAGCUUCAAAUAAUGGUAUAGAAAUUGGUGGCAGUAUAAGUAAGGGACCUCCAGGUUUAAGCUUGGAUAGUUGUCUCACAACGGCUUCAAGUGGUCCAACUCUAACUUUUUCUAAUCCUUGCUUGAUUACUGAUCCAUCUGAUUUAACACAAACAGUUCAGUGUGAAAAUGGACAAAUUGGUUGUAUGUUCACUGUUGGAUUGGUCGAACUAAUUGGUUUUCAUGAUCUCUAAACCGUUUGAAAUUGCAUAAAUUAUUGGAUUUAUCUUCAAAUCAUCUUAUGAUAUUUUUUAAAAUAAAGUUUCCUUGAUCUGUUUAUUUAUUACAUCAUUAGCCUGUUUUAUAUAUGCGUGUAUGAGAGAGAUAUUUAUAAUUCUUUUUUUUGUUUUUCCUAUUUGUUUAUUAUCGGUCUUUGUAUAACAUAUAUUUAUGUAGUUGUAGACAAAUACAUUUGGGCAACUAACUACCUAUUUAACUAUGAUCUGUGUUAAAUGAAAACAUUCCUAUGCGAAAAAUACACAACACAAAUGAUAAUGAUUAUGUAUAUUCAUUUCUUUUCUUUAAUUUUCUAUCACUACUUCUGCUACUACUAUUACUAUUACUACCGCUAAUAUUCUCAUUAAAACCUAAAUGAUGUGCAAUUUAUUGUCUUUUUAUUGUCAAUCCUGUGCAAAACUCAUUUAUUUUAUUAUUUGUUUGUUUUUCUCUAGUCAUAUUCUCUUGCUCAAUCAUACCAAUACUUAUUUACUUGUUAAUAUUUAUUCAAACUAAGAAAAAUAACUGAUUUAUUUACUACUUAAUAGAAAUUUAUUUUAUUUGAAGUUUUGCAAACUUCUGUUUCUCAGUCAUUAAAAAUAAAUAAAUAUAUAUAUGUUUAUUUU
Molecule: messenger RNA, 3699 nt
Organism: Schistosoma mattheei
Lineage: Eukaryota; Metazoa; Platyhelminthes; Trematoda; Strigeidida; Schistosomatidae
Source: the annotation of a GenBank genome assembly